AUGCUUGACUACGAGGAGGCGGGGAAGAUCGGUAGGCCGGUGAAGAACACGCUGGAGACGGUUGUGGUCGGCUUUGGACUGUCGUUGUUUCAGAUUCUCGAUCUUGAAGAGAAGUCCCAAAUCCUGACCAUCAACGUCUGGAGCAAAUAUGUAGGCUGCCUUGUGGAUGUAACUAUUAUCUUUUAUUCUGAACCCUCCUUCGAAUAG
Molecule: messenger RNA, 207 nt
Organism: Protopolystoma xenopodis
Lineage: Eukaryota; Metazoa; Platyhelminthes; Monogenea; Polystomatidea; Polystomatidae
Source: the annotation of a GenBank genome assembly